AUGCUGUUAGGGAGAUUGCACUUGCGAUUGGUACCCGUUAAGGGAGCAGCUUUGAGAGAAUAUGGCUUAUUAAAAACGUCUUCUAUUUACGUGUCCAAUAAUAAUAUUAUUAUAGGGACCCAGUUUCUGGGUCGUAAGGAUGGCUUCUCAUCAAGCUGUAGCUUCCAUUGGACUGCUCGUAAUGGACAUAGUGUAUUGGCCAAAUCUUCUGGAGAUUCGGUUAAAUCAAAAGAAAAAUUUAGUCAUACACAUAUGAACGAGAGCGAAGAAUUGGAACAAACCCAUGGUCAGUCUCAUUCCCAUAGCCAUUCACAUUCUGAAGCUAACCCCAUGCUUGUAUUAAGCAGAGAUGCUUUCAAGAAUAACCCGGGUGUUCGAAUUACUUGGAUUGGAUUAGGUAUUAAUGUGGCCAUGGCUGCAGGUAAAGCUAUUGGUGGUGUUGUAUUUCACUCUCAGGCAUUAUUAGCUGAUUCUAUCCAUGCAUUGAGUGAUUUAGUUUCUGAUUUCUUGACACUUUUCUCAGUAGGUUACUCUACAGGGAAAGCAACCCCAAGUUACCCAUAUGGGUUUGGUAAGAUUGAAACAGUUGGUUCAUUAGCAGUUUCCUCCAUUUUGGCUGCAGCGGGUGUAUCUAUAGGAUGGACUUCAUUGUGUGCUGUUGUGGGGCCUAUAAUUCCUCACACUAUUCUUGAAAGCGUAUAUGCAAUCUUUGGCCAAGGCCAUAGCCAUUCUCAUGGUGUCCCAGAAGAUGUUACCAAUGUAAAUGCUGCUUGGAUUGCAGCUGCCUCUAUUGUUGCCAAGGAGUGGGUGUUUCAAGCUACAAAAAAGAUUGCUAUAAGUUCACAUUCCAAUGUUUUAAUGGCAAAUGCUUGGCAUCAUCGUGUCGACUCGUUAACGUCUUUAGUAGCUUUGGUUACUAUCACAGGAGGUUAUAUGUUUGAUAUCCAAUGCCUAGAUGCAGUAGGUGGGUUGAUUGUUUCAGGGUUGGUUAUUAAGGCUGGUGCAGAUGGGAUUAUUUCUUCCGUGGAAGAAUUAAUUGAUAAAGCUCUUCCCAAAUCAGAUUCACGUUACAAAGAUGUUAACGAUCAUAUAUUGAAUUCUUUAAAGACUAUUGAAGUCCAAGGAAAAGAACAAUAUUGCACUUUAAAAAAUUUGUCUAUUAUCAUGUCUGGUAGAAAUAUGCUAUUAGAUAUGAUUUUAACAGUACCUGAAAAUGUACCAAUUACUUUACAAGAUUUGGAAAAAAUAAGAUUCUCUUUAAGAAACGAUUUAUUGAAAAAAUUUGUUAACAUUAAAAAAGACAGUAUUGAAUUCGAGAAUAUAAAUUCCAAAUAUUCAAACAAUCUAACUGAAGAUAUUUGUGAACACACUCAUGAGCACAAAUAA
Henningerozyma blattae CBS 6284 is the source of this 1386-nucleotide messenger RNA. Its product is annotated as cation diffusion facilitator family transporter. Gene Ontology annotation, biological process: transmembrane transport; monoatomic cation transport. NCBI's taxonomy places the organism in Eukaryota, Fungi, Ascomycota, Saccharomycetes, Saccharomycetales, Saccharomycetaceae. Gene Ontology annotation, molecular function: monoatomic cation transmembrane transporter activity. Gene Ontology annotation, cellular component: membrane. The record is from RefSeq and is a predicted model, not a curated record. The transcript has a single exon. Bases 1 to 1386 code for a protein of 461 amino acids.